AUGGAGUCAGGGGGUGGCAGCUAUGAUCUGGAGAUCGACGAAGUUGUUUCGCCUUCAGUCCUGCGCUGCGUCCCGGCACGUCAAAGACCUUGUCGCGGUCUCUGGUCGUUGCCUGCCCCUUUUGUAGACUCUCGAGAGCGGGCGCAAACCAGUGAGAGCAGGAAGGAUAUCCUCCGGAGGGAGAUCGGAGAGGACGAACGAAAACUCAAAAAGGAGACCAAAGAAUACCGUCAGGCGUGCAAGCGUGUGAAAUCAUCUCUGGCUGACAAGGCGGUGGAGUACUUGAAGGUCCUCAAAGCUGAGCGGCAGAACCUGGAUAAGGAGAUAGAAGAGAUCCAACACGUGGCGGAACGCACGCAAGAGGGAAUUCAGGAGGAACCGUCGGCGUCCGAUUGUCAGUGUCAGAUGUGCUUCCGGAGGUGGGGCCCCGACAGGCGGCAGGCGGCUCUCAGCUGCGGCCACGCCAUGUACUGUAAGCCGUGCCUGGAGACCUACUUCACGACUCCUCUAGCGCGGCGGACUAGAGACGAAGAGCGAUUUGAAGAUGACGACGAGGAAGAUUCGUAUCGGUGCCCUCUGGGCUGUGACAUCGGUCGUAACACAAGUCUUCUAGAGCUGUUUUUGUAG
Molecule: messenger RNA, 627 nt
Organism: Klebsormidium nitens
Lineage: Eukaryota; Viridiplantae; Streptophyta; Klebsormidiophyceae; Klebsormidiales; Klebsormidiaceae
Source: the annotation of a GenBank genome assembly